UGCCCCUGGAAGAAGCACGCGGAGCUCGUCGGCACCAAAGAGCGCAGAGAGGGGACAUCCCCGGCAGCCGGGCUUGUGGCAGCGGCCGAGCCCCCGCUCUCCGGCAUCGACAGCAAAGCACUGUGCCCAGAAACCUUGCUGCAGAGAAAUGAGGCAGAAAAGCAAAAGGGGCUGCAGGAAGCACAGGUCACUUUGGCCGCUCGGCUCGGGGAGGCAGAGGAGAAGAUCAAAGUGCUCCACGCAGCACUGAAGGCCACCCAGACGGAGCUGCUGGAGCUGCGGUGUAAAUACGACGAGGAAGCUGCGUCCAAGGCAGACGAAGUAGCCAUGAUCAUGACAAACCUCGAAAAAGCCAACCAGCGAGCGGAGGCGGCGCAGAGGGAGGUGGAGAGCUUGCGGGAGCAGCUGGCAGCCGUCAACAGCUCCUCCUGCCCCCCACCGGGUUCUGCAGGGGACAAAGUGAACUAUUCCAUGUGCUCAGGGUCGAGGCUGGAGGUGGCUCUGGCUGCCAAGGACCGGGAGAUUCUGCGGCUCCUGAAGGACGUCCAGCACCUCCAGAGCUCGCUGCAGGAGCUGGAGGAGUCCUCUGCCAACCAGAGCAUAACGAAGGCGGAGGAGGCCCUGCUGCUGGGGAAGGAGGCUUUCUACCCCUCCCAGAAGUACCUGUUGGAGAAGCCCAGCCUCCUGGCCAGCACUGAGGAGGAUCACUCCGAAGACGAGUCGGGAAAGGAUUCGCUGGGCAUGGAGCAGCCAUACCCAUCCCCCCAGCACGCCCCGGCGGAUGAACCUACUUCCCCUGCUCCCCUCCCGCCUCCUCUCGGCCCUGGUGCAGCCCCUGACGGCCCCCGGACUUUCUCGCUGUCCCCUUUCCCGGGGGGCGAACGGCUUUCAGGGGACCCCAAGACCCCCCACGUCCUGCCGCCCACCUACAAGAGCGAGAAUGCCGGGGGGGGGCCGUCCUUCCCCUCCACCUUCUUUGGGGCCAAAAGCGGCACUGUGCCCCCCGGCACCACGCCGGCCACCAGCGCCACCAGCCCGCCUGGUGAGCCGUCCGAGGGCAGUUCUGCCGAGGAGGAGCAGCUGGAUACGGCCGAAAUCGCCUUCCAGGUGAAGGAGCAGCUGCUGAAGCACAACAUCGGGCAGCGGGUCUUCGGGCAUUACGUGCUGGGGCUGUCCCAGGGCUCCGUCAGCGAGAUCCUGGCCCGGCCCAAGCCCUGGCGCAAGCUGACGGUGAAGGGCAAGGAGCCGUUCAUCAAGAUGAAGCAGUUCCUCUCCGAUGAGCAGAAUGUGCUGGCCCUGAGGACUAUCCAGGUGCGCCAGAGAGGUAGCAUCACGCCGCGGAUCAGGACGCCGGAGACCGGCUCUGAUGACGCCAUCAAAAGCAUCCUGGAGCAGGCGAAGAAGGAGAUCGAGUCACAGAAGGGAGGCGAACCCAAAACGCCGUUGGCGUCGCAGGCGGUGGCCAACGGGGCGGGCAGCAGCAGCUCGGAGGACGCCAUCAAGAGCAUCCUGGAGCAGGCGCGGCGGGAGAUGCAGGCGCAGCAGCAGGCGCUGCUGGAGAUGGAGUCGGGGAGCAGCGGGCGCCCCGGGGACACGCCGCCGGCCGAGCGCUCCACGCUGGCCACCGUCAACCAGAACGUUGUCCCGACGUACGUCAAGCAGGAGGAGGGGAGCGGGGCCAGCCCUGGCCCCCCACAGACGCCCCUGGCCGUCCUCUCGCCUGCCGCCUUUGUCCAGAGCAUCAUCCGGAAGGUGAAGUCGGAGAUCGGCGACGCCGGCUCCUACUUCGACCAGCACUGGGCAUCGGAGCGGAGCCUGCUCAGCCGACCCUACACCUCCGUCUCACCUUCGCUUUCCUCCUCCUCCUCGAGCUACUCCAGCAUGGCCAACGGCCGGGGCUGGCCACGGGGCGAGCCCGGCGCGGCGCGGACCCCUGACCCCACCGUGCCGCCGCUGACGCCGGAGCAGUACGAGAUGUACAUGUACAGGGAGGUGGACACGCUGGAGCUGACCCGGCAGGUCAAGGAGAAGUUGGCCAAGAACGGCAUCUGCCAGAGGAUCUUCGGAGAGAAGGUGCGGGGGCUGUCCCAGGGCAGCGUGAGCGACCUGCUGUCGCGGCCCAAGCCGUGGAGCAAGCUGACGCAGAAGGGUCGGGAGCCCUUCAUCCGCAUGCAGCUCUGGCUGACGGACCAGCUGGGCCAAGGCAUCAGCCAGCAACAGACCCCCUCCCAAG
Molecule: messenger RNA, 2233 nt
Organism: Leptosomus discolor (cuckoo roller)
Lineage: Eukaryota; Metazoa; Chordata; Aves; Leptosomiformes; Leptosomidae
Source: RefSeq, a predicted model, not a curated record